AUAAAUUAAACCUUCCUAGUUGCAAAAUUUAUCUUCAAAAAUCCCUAAUUCCUAACUCCUCUAUAUCUUCUCCUUCCAGACAUGGCCAAGCUUCGAUUCAAUAACUUUCUUCUUCUCAGUAAACGGUCGUAUGCAGUAGCAACAGAAAAUCUGAACAUGCAGCAAAUUUUACCAGCAAUGAGAAAGGCAAAAGAGUCCAUGGCAGAAGAUUUAAUUAAAGGGAAGACUAAUGCUCCUAAAGAGAAGACGUUUUGGAUGAGAGAUCCAAAGACCGGAAACUGGAUUCCCGAGAGCCAUUUUGGUGAGAUUGAUGCUGCCGAUUUGAGGGAGAAAUUCCUUUCGAGAAAGGAGAAAUUCUAAAUUAGACAACUCUAUGCUUGUACAGCAUGAUAAACUAUGCAUAUUCUAUCUUUAAUCUCUGCUUGUUAAUUUUCCCUUUUUUCAUAAUCAAAUUUAUAGAAUGUAUAUCUCAAA
Mercurialis annua (annual mercury) is the source of this 474-nucleotide messenger RNA. RefSeq lists its product as uncharacterized. NCBI's taxonomy places the organism in Eukaryota, Viridiplantae, Streptophyta, Magnoliopsida, Malpighiales, Euphorbiaceae. The record is from RefSeq and is a predicted model, not a curated record. The coding region runs from base 82 to 360 and encodes 92 amino acids. The transcript has 2 exons.